UAGGUUCAUUGCUUGUGUCCACCUCUUCAACCUUACGUCACGUCACAACCCUUCCCACUCUCCCUCCGUCUCAACCUAUUCUCUCACUCACUCACUCUCAACUCAGCAGUGUGUAGAUAAAAACAUGGCGACUGCGGUCAAGUUGUUUUCCGUCGCUAAAGCAGGCAUCUCGCCUGUUAGGCCAACUGUCCUUGUUCGCAUGCUUUCAGCGAGUUCACCACAGAACUCGUACAAGAAUAUUAGUACACCUGAGAUUAAAACUGACUGGGGGUCUGUGUGGGACAAUGCAUGGUCAUCUAUGGCGAUGAGGGAAAUUCUGGUUGGCUUUGGCCUUACGUUGGGCGUUAUGUUCAGAGAGCCUGCAACUAUUAACUAUCCGUUCGAGAAAGGGCCUCUAAGUCCCCGUUUCCGUGGUGAACAUGCAUUGAGACGCUAUCCUUCAGGCGAAGAGCGUUGCAUUGCUUGCAAAUUGUGUGAAGCUAUCUGCCCAGCACAGGCAAUUACAAUUGAAGCUGAGGAACGAGCAGAUGGUAGCAGGCGAACAACUCGUUAUGACAUUGACAUGACCAAGUGUAUAUAUUGCGGAUUUUGUCAAGAAGCUUGUCCUGUUGAUGCUAUAGUUGAGGGUCCCAACUUUGAAUUCUCAACUGAGACUCAUGAGGAAUUGUUGUACAACAAAGAAAAGCUUCUUGACAAUGGAGACAGAUGGGAGCCUGAAAUUGCUUCCAACAUUGCCGCAGAUCACUUAUAUAGGUAGUUCUUGAAUGUUGUCCAAUAAUGCAAAAUUUUAGCAAACAGAUUUUGGCUUCUUGGAUUAUUCACUCCAUUGCAAGUGUAAGUGUAAGUGUCUUAUUAGCAUCAAUUACAGGUCUGUUAAUGUACCCAAUGUUCAAAAACUUUAAAUGAAAUUUGUAAAUAAAGUAUACUUAUGACUAAAA
Molecule: messenger RNA, 938 nt
Organism: Frankliniella occidentalis (western flower thrips)
Lineage: Eukaryota; Metazoa; Arthropoda; Insecta; Thysanoptera; Thripidae
Gene: ND-23
Product: NADH-ubiquinone oxidoreductase subunit 8
Exons: 5
Coding region: 125-757 (210 amino acids)
Biological process (GO): mitochondrial respiratory chain complex I assembly; mitochondrial electron transport, NADH to ubiquinone
Cellular component (GO): membrane
Molecular function (GO): NADH dehydrogenase activity; 4 iron, 4 sulfur cluster binding
Source: RefSeq, a predicted model, not a curated record